Messenger RNA from Vitrella brassicaformis, 1810 nucleotides. Lineage: Eukaryota; Vitrellaceae. The record is from the annotation of a GenBank genome assembly.
CCCUCGUCGGCAUACAUGCCGUUCAACUCAGUCAACCGGUCCUUCCCUCUAAGUGUCCAUCCAUCCGUCCAUCCAUCCAUCCAUCCGUCUACUUCUGUGCCAGCGCUGAUCUCGUGAAUCGUCGGCUCUUGGCUGCCCGCCUGGCGGCAGCACUCGUCAGCUGCAGCGGGUCACCCUCCGCCCCCUGUGGCUCGUGGCGUGACACAAUAGGCCCCCACUCCAUCUCAGCCUUCUUCCACUGGUCGAUCCAUCUGAAUGCCACAGUACCACCCUUGGCCACGGUGGGCGGCACACUGGCGCUGGCUGCACGGAGCCGCAGGGGCAGGGGGGGAGGGGGCGGGGGGGCGUACAGCUGCUGCAGCGGAGGGGUCGGCGCACUACUACCCGCCCGCUGCUGGAAGGUCGUCUGCGCCGGGCCUGGGAAGGGCGGCUGCUCGCCUUGGGUGUCGUCGCGUUGGUUGUCACUAUCCGUGACGAUGGUGGUGAUGGUGGGCUUGGCAGGAGGGGGUGGCUCGCCCCUGCCACGGCGGCGUGAAGGGUCCCCGAGAGCGCCGAAGAACUCGGGUGGGACGAUGGUGCGGAGCCGCUUGGGAGGGGGCGGGGCGUUGCCAUUGUUGGCUGUGAGGGCCGCACGGGGGUCGUGGUGAAGGCUGACGUGCUCCUGAAUGGAGGCAGGCAGCAGUGAGUCGACACCAACAUAUAAGUGUGUUGCUCAUUCCUUCGAUCGAUCAUGUCGUUCGCCAUUUGCUGGCUUACCACUCGUUUGUCGUGUAUCUGUUUCUUGAUGGCAGCGAAGAGGGGCGUGGUCAUCUCGUCGGGCAGAUCCAUAUCCGUUACCAGGGACGCCACAUGCAGCUGGGGACACGCAGUCACCACAGAAGAGAAAACACACACAGGGGAGGAGGAGUGAACCGCGCCCAACCAUCGCUGUGUGUGCGGUGUGGGUGUAGGAUGGGCAUCGUGUGCUCUCACCCGCACGGCGUUGUCAUCGUUGCACAGGUUCCAUCGGAAUCGGUCCUCAACGCUCAAAUUCUGAACAAACACACGGACGCACCGUUGCGACCGCCACAUGCGUGCAAUCAUUCCAGCUCAGCUGAAUGCCCAUCCCCUCCCCCGCACCGACCUUUUCGGGUAGCGGGACUUCGACCUCAAUCUUGACGACCGGCCCAUCGAGGGGGUAGCUUCCCGGCGGCAGCUCCUUGCGCCACACGGCGUCGAUGAGGGCCCAGAAGCGGUCAUUCAUUGCCCGUGCGUCGGUCACCCGCUGUGUGAAGGUCUGCUUGAGCCUCUGCCGCAUGCCCUCGUGCAGCCCAUGCUCGCGGCAGAAGCUCUCGAUGAAGGGCGCCACCAGGUGGUCGGUGUCGCCACCAGCACCCCCCACAUCCCACAGUAUCGACUCCUCGAUGAUCUCCCCAGACGGGCUCCGGGCAAUGAUCGGCAGCGGCACCAGACACGAUGACGACCGCCGCUUCUUGUUGUUGCUGGUCUCACCGCCGCUGGCUGGCGUGGGUGGUUGGUGUUUGUCGGCGAUGUCAAGCAGCUGAUGCAGGGGAGGGCCGUGCGGCGGCGGUGACCGCAGCAACCCUGGGAGCAGAAGUGGUUGCAUUCCACCGACUGGUUGCAUCACUGACUGACUGAUGAUCUCAAGAGAAGCGGAAGCAGCGGCAAGGGAUGAUGAGCUGACGUCGAGUAGUUCAGGUGAGGAGCCUCCACUUCCCUUUCGCUCGAUAAAUCAGCACACCAGGACACACGAGAUCUUGACGCCUGGAGAUCUCGCCCGUCGGGAGAAACAGGCGUUCCGUUCGGCGCC